Solea senegalensis (Senegalese sole) is the source of this 965-nucleotide messenger RNA. Its product is annotated as splicing factor U2AF 35 kDa subunit-like protein. The coding region runs from base 26 to 769 and encodes 247 amino acids. The transcript has 8 exons. Gene Ontology annotation, biological process: mRNA splicing, via spliceosome. Gene Ontology annotation, molecular function: metal ion binding; pre-mRNA 3'-splice site binding. The record is from RefSeq and is a predicted model, not a curated record. NCBI's taxonomy places the organism in Eukaryota, Metazoa, Chordata, Actinopteri, Pleuronectiformes, Soleidae. Gene Ontology annotation, cellular component: U2AF complex; spliceosomal complex.
ACGUUACGUUUCCGACGAGCCGAAAAUGGCGGAGUACCUGGCAUCCAUUUUCGGCACAGAGAAAGACAAGGUCAAUUGUUCCUUCUAUUUUAAAAUUGGAGCUUGUAGACAUGGAGACCGCUGUUCGAGAUUGCACAACAAACCAACCUUCAGCCAGACCAUCUUGAUUCAAAACAUCUACCGAAAUCCCCAGAAUAGUGCACAGACUGCAGAUGCUUCUCGCUGCGCUGUCAGUGAUGUGGAAAUGCAGGAGCACUAUGAUGAGUUCUUCGAGGAGGUGUUCACGGAGAUGGAGGAGAAGUAUGGAGAGGUGGAGGAGAUGAAUGUGUGUGAUAACUUGGGUGACCACCUUGUCGGCAAUGUCUAUGUUAAGUUUCGUCGUGAGGAGGAUGCAGAGAAAGCAGUCAUGGACCUGAACAACCGCUGGUUUAAUGCUCAACCCAUCCAUGCAGAGCUCUCGCCGGUCACUGACUUCAGGGAAGCCUGCUGUCGUCAGUAUGAAAUGGGAGAGUGCACCAGAGGUGGUUUCUGCAACUUCAUGCACCUAAAGCCCAUAUCAAGAGAACUUCGUAGGGAAUUGUAUGGUCGCCGCAGGAAAAGCAGGCACCGCUCUCGCUCACGAUCCCGGGAACGACGCUCCCGCUCCAGGGAUCGACGGCGAGGGAAUGGAGGAGGCGGCGGAGGUGGUGGAGGUGGUGGAGGUGGCGGAGGUGGAGGAGGACGUGAAAGGAGGAGGUCGAGGGACCGGGAACGCUCUGGAAGAUUCUGAACAAAGUCAAAACUGUCCCGGUGUUCCCAUCAGUCCUUUUCCUGUUAACCCCAGCAGUGAUGACAGAAACAUUUUCUUUUUGGUGAAUUGUUGGAAGUUUUUUUGUUUUAUUCCCUUUUUUUAAAGACAAGCUUGUGUCGCUUUCUCAAUAAAAACAGAUUUGUAACUCUGCACUGGCAACACUUGCUUCAAAAGA